AUGAGUGAUCUACGUGCUUUGAUGAAGCGUGAGCGCAUGCUUCAGCAAAAAGUGGCUGCGGUGGCGAAAUUCGUCGAAGCUUUCGACAGGGAUCGUGACGAGUGUCAAAUCGAAGUGCGAUUGAAAAAUCUAGAUGAAGUGUAUUCAGAUUUCUUUUUGCUGCGUGAGAAAAUCGAGCUGCUGAUGGAGGAUGCGAAAGUUACGGAGGAAGACGGAAGCGAUUCCAAAAAGGAUGAGAAAGAGAAGAAGGAUGCUGAACAGGAAAAUCUACGUGCCGUAGAGGAGUUUGAAAACCGGCAAAAGUUUCGGUUCAGCGAGUUGAUGGGAAUUCUGGUGGGCAAUCCGCACCACACUCUAAGUCUGAUCCAACAAAACGGCAAGCUGAACCCGAUGUACAAGUUCACAUACUUGAGGACGUCACUCAAGGGAGAUGCUCUGAUGGAAAUCAACACCAUUGAACUCUCGGCCGUCAACUACGAGGUUGCAUGGCAGGUUCUCCAGGAGCGCUAUGAGAACAAAAAGCUGAUCGUCAAGGCAUACUUGGAUGCACUUUUUUCGAUGGAGCCGCUCAGAAGAGAGUCGUACGACGGACUGAAUCAGCUCGUCAGCGAAUUUGAAAAGAACCUGCAGAUGCUGGAAAAGAUUGGUGAACAGACAGCUCAGUGGAGCACUAUACUGGCAUACAUGCUUUGUGGUCGGUUGGACACAGCGACACUACGUUUAUGGGAGGCUCACCACAAUUCCAAGGACGUUCCGAAGUAUAAGGACCUGGUGAAUUUCCUCCGCAAUCAGUGUUCAGUGUUGCAGUCAAUAGCCCCAUUGAAGGCAAGCAGCUCAGAUCAACGUCAGUCGAAGGCGUCAAUGUGUCAUGCUGUGGUGAAGACGUCGAAUAAAUGCCCAUUUUGCGGGGAUUCUUGGCACACCCCAUUCCAUUGCCUCAAGUUCCAGAAAAUGAAGAUUGCGGAGCGUAACGAAGCGGUUAUGAGAGGCAAACUUUGUCGCAACUGCCUGCACCCUGGUCAUAUCGCCAGAACAUGUGACAAAGGUGUCUGCCAUCACUGUCAGCAGAAACACCAUAGCAUGCUGCACGUCAUUCCGGUAAGAUCCUCCGUUCCACCCGCGUCGAGUAGAAACCAAGAAGCUAGCCCGCCACAACGCCAAUUUCAUCGGCAACCACAUUCCAACCCACAGCAACCGAACCAACAAGCACACACUCAAGCGAACAAUGCACCCACCAAUACUGCCAACUCACAUAGCACAAGACCACCACAGCCACAACCAAGCACAAGUCAAGCCAGCACAAGCCACACGUACAUUGCAUUACCCAAGACACCUACACAAAACAUUCUUUUGUCAACGGCACUCAUUCGAGUUAAAGACCGUUUUGGAAACGUCAUGCUAGCUCGAGCAUUGUUGGAUUCCUGUUCCCAACAUUGCUUGAUGACUAAGGAGUUCUCGAACAAGCUCAAGUUCCGAGUCUCACCCACAUAUCUGUCAGUUCAUGGUAUUGGUUCUGGGCAGUGUGUGUCAACAAAGUUAGUUAGUGCAGGAGUGUCACCGAGGUCACAGAAGAUUUCUCCGUUCGAAGAAGAGAUGCAGUUUUUCGUCCUUCCGAAGCUGACUUCCUCAUUGCCAACCUCCAGCUUCAAUCCUUCGGAAUGGAAACUUCCCAGGACAGCUCUUUUGGCAGAUCCAAACUUCUACGAAGCCGGACCAGUAGAUGUGAUCAUCGGAGCGGAACAUUAUUUGGAUUUACUGGCAGAUGGACAGCUGAAGGUGAUGGAUGAUGGGCCGACUUUGCAGAAUACUGUCUUUGGAUGGAUCGUGUCAGGCCGUGUUCCGGAUUCUUCAAUUACCAUACCUCGGUCCUUGGCCCAUGUGUGUUCUACUGCGGAGCUUCAGGAUCAGCUAACCAAGUUCUGGGAAGUUGAAACCUGCCGUACAACCAGCACACACUCCGUUGAAGAAUCUACUUGCGAAGAGAUUUUCGGGAAGACCACUGUACGCGACGAUUCCGGAAGGUUUGUUAUCACUCUUCUGAAGAAGGACCUCCUCAUCGAGAAGCUUGGCGAAUCGAGGUCUACUGCAGUUCGACGACUAUGCAGUUUGCAGCGAAGACUCUCAUUGAAUCCUGAACUUCGGACCCAGUACUUCGAGUUCAUUCAAGAAUACCUGGACAUGGAGCACAUGGAGAUUCUCGAUGAAAAGUGUGAAGGUACUACGUACUACCUGCCUCAUCACGCAGUACUGAAGCCGGAGAGUACAACCACGAAGCUGCGAGUGGUAUUUGAUGCAUCCUGCAAAACAUCAACUGGAGUCUCGUUGAACGAUGCCCUAAUGGUCGGACCCGUCGUACAGGAUGAAUUGAUCAACAUCAAUCUCCGGUUCCGUCUCCAUCGUUACGCUGUCGUUGCGGAUGUGGCGAAGAUGUAUCGCAUGAUAGCAGUCUCCAGUCCAGAUCAGAAACUCCAGAGAAUCGUGUGGACGGGCAAGGCAGAUCAAGACAUUCGUACUUUCCAGCUGACUACCGUAACCUACGGAACCGCGUCUGCUCCGUAUCUAGCUACCAGAUGUUUGAUGCAGCUAGCAGAAGAGGGGAAAGAAACCCACCCAACGGCCGCCGCCGUCCUGAAACAAAACUUCUACGUCGAUGAUAUGUUGUCAGGCGUAGAUGACAUAGAAGAGGGCAAGCAGUUUGUCGAAGAAAUGGUAGACUUAAUGCAGUCCGGAGGUUUCACGCUAAGAAAGUGGAAUUCCAAUUGUGGCGAGAUUUUGCGUCAGGUUCCAGAGCAUUUACGAGACGAUCGGUCCAUUCUCACUCUUGAUUCAGCAGACUCGACUGUUAAAACACUAGGUUUGCAGUGGGAACCACGAAGGGAUGUUUAUCGCUUCAGUACUCCAAGGUGGACACAAUCUGGCGCGAUUACCAAGCGCAUAGUGUUAUCGGACAUUUCUUGA
Armigeres subalbatus is the source of this 2958-nucleotide messenger RNA. RefSeq lists its product as uncharacterized. The record is from RefSeq and is a predicted model, not a curated record. The transcript has 2 exons. The coding region runs from base 1 to 2958 and encodes 985 amino acids. Lineage: Eukaryota; Metazoa; Arthropoda; Insecta; Diptera; Culicidae.